Molecule: messenger RNA, 897 nt
Organism: Blastocystis hominis
Lineage: Eukaryota; Bigyra; Opalinata; Blastocystidae
Exons: 6
Coding region: 1-897 (298 amino acids)
Cellular component (GO): cytoplasm
Source: RefSeq, a predicted model, not a curated record
AUGGUUGAAUUCGGUCAAUAUCUACUCGCAAAUAUCGUUCCUGAGUGGAGGGAUAAAUUUAUUGACUAUGAGGAAUUAAAGAGAAUCAUCGAGAAAAUAAAGCAGACUCAAAACUCUACUCAGCCUUUAUCUCCUAACGGAUUUAUUUCAUUUUAUGAUGACACUGAAAGUCAGCAACAUUUUCACAGGAUUGACAGCUCUGAUAUUCUUGGAAUGAUCUCAGUUGAUGGAGGGGAUCUGGAAGAGCGGCUUUUGGAGAAUAAUAGUUACUACUCCACCUCAACAUCUUCUGUAACAACAGAUCUCGUUGUGGAACUGGAUCGAUGGGAAGAUGAGAUGGGUCGGGUCAAUUUUCAAUGUAUCUUGCCAAAGAGUGAUGGAGCCAUUGUUUAUUACGAAGGUGAGUUCUUCAAGCUCAUCCGGGAUGGAAUCGAAAUGGUAAAUGAAUGGUAUAUAGCCAAACUCACUGAUUGUCGCACCAAAGUAAACACGUACGAGAAGCAGGUGGAACGGUUCUGCGAGUUGCGAGCAUCCAAUGCUCUCUCUUCAAUGGUCCAAUCCCAAACGUAUCGACAGCUCGAGUUCGGAUUGAAGGAACUCUAUCGAAUGACCGGCUAUUUAAAGAAUUAUUGCAUGCUCAAUAAGCAGGCGAUCGACAAAAUCUUAAAGAAGCACGACAAGAAUAGUUAUUUCGACAGUCGCGGAACGAUCAACACGGCUUUGUCCAAUCUGAGUUUCUGUAGACAGCGCAAUCUUCCUGAGUUAAUGGCACGUGUUGAGUCUCUGUGGAGGAAGUUUAUUGAAGGCAAUAAGAGUCGAACAAUGAAUGAUCUGCGAGUCAAUAUUGAGCAUAAAUAUCCAGCAACGAAUGGAUUUCUGAUUGGGAUGAAUGUUUGA